Molecule: messenger RNA, 843 nt
Organism: Annulohypoxylon maeteangense
Lineage: Eukaryota; Fungi; Ascomycota; Sordariomycetes; Xylariales; Hypoxylaceae
Exons: 4
Coding region: 1-843 (280 amino acids)
Source: RefSeq, a predicted model, not a curated record
AUGGAUAUUUCUGGCAACGCGUUAGUAGUUGGUGGAGGUAGUGGCAUUGGCAGAGCAUGUGCGAUUCUGUUCGCGAAAGAAGGUGCUUCUGGCGUGAUGAUUGCGGAUGUUAAUACUGACGCAGCGGCUCGCGUCUUGGAUGAGUGCAAAGCCGUAGCCACGAACAGCCAAUUCCAUGGCGAGGCAGUACACGUCGAUAUCACCGAGGAGGAAUCCGUCUGUCGGCUCGUAGGUCGAAUGAUGCGCGUUUUCAGCCGCAUGGAUUAUUGCGUUAACUGUGCGGGGAUCGGCGUCCAGGAGGCAGCCGAUAUCGCGGUGUUGUCAUUGGACGAGCUUCGACGGUUCCUCGACGUCAAUACCGUGGGCAUGUUCCUAGUGACACGAGAGGCAUCUAUAGCAAUGCGAGCCCAGGAGCCUCGACCUGUGUCGCAUUCUGCGCCUAACCGUGGAACGACGCGCGGAGCCAUCGUCAACCUUGGUUCUGGAUCUUCCCUAAUCGCCACUCCAGGAGUUAUCCCUUACACUACAUCCAAGCAUGCAGCACUUGGAUUGAGCAAGAAUAGCGCUGACACACAGGAACUGACAGCUCUUGAUAAUGCACCUCAUGCCAUCAGGGUCAACUGUGUGUGUCCGUCGUGGACUGAUACCCCUAUGGUGCGGGCUGCCAUGGACGGCGUGGAGGGGCUGACUAAGAUCAUUGAAGCUGCAGUCCCCAUUGGCAGGAUAGCAGUACCGGAAGAAGUGGCCGACGCAGUCAUUUUUCUGUGCAGCCCCAGGUCAAGUUAUGUCACUGGCUGCGGGUUUAUUGUCGAUGGAGGAACGACGCUAACUGCAUUGAGAUAG